AUGCGUCUUCAGCUUACCAUCCUCCGCCACGGUCUUCCUGCGACUCGAGUCCUCUGGACCGUGCUUUCUGAACCUUCCCAUGCAGUUCCCGCGUCUGCCAUCACAUCAACCCGCCUACCCAACGCAGCAUAUGGGAGCGAAGGAUGCACUAUCGCCCAGUUGUUAGAGGACAUUAAUGAAGUUGUACCUCUCGAAACUGCCGUUGACGCAGCAGGUGAAAAUGAAGACAGUGGCGGCCAGUGGGGCUUAGAAGAUUAUGUUGUUGAAGUUAAUGGAUUCGAGUGUCUACAUUUUAUGUCUGUGGAUGGAUUGUUGAGGGAAGGGGAUGAGGUUGUAAUUCGCUCACUAGGCGUACAAGAUAUUCGCGCACGACGACUUUCGGGCCGAUUGCAAGUCUCGACGGAUGGUCGACGAUUAAUCGAUGGCGUUCCGUUCGGGAGACCUUACCUUCAACGGUCAUAUUCGUCUAGACCUCCCAUACGAAUUCCGCCACGGAAAAAACGCCGUACGACACUUUCGGGCUGGACUGGAAAUCUUGACGAUGAUGCGCUGCAGACAGAUAAUCGCCUUGCAUUAUAUGAUGGUGCCUCUGUACUGGAUUCCGAGCACGGGACGGUGAUAAGACAUCCACCAAAACUUUUCGAGGAUGGCGAUGACGAUGAAGAUGAGGAUGAAGAUAUGGACUAUGAGGAAGACACCGAGGAGUUGGAGGGGGAACUCGAGUCGUUGAGAAAUGAAGCAGACACUGAAGUUCCCUUCUUUGAGACUCCCGACUUCAAGCGAUUUCGUGCAGGACGCAUGUCGCGAAUGGCGCAUAGGGAUCCAUUACCAACAAGCAGCCCGGCACGUCCGUCAAUCGUAUCGACGCCGCGUACGAAUCUUACUAGAGGUGUUGAUGGCGAAGCUUCGGUAAAGUCGACCAAGAGUGUACACUUUGAGGCUGACAUUUCAAAUUUUGAGAGCCAGCUGUCGGCACGCGAAUCAUUAGACGAGGACCUGGUGUCUCAAGCGAUCCCUGCAGUUUCUAGUACCGAUGACAGCAGCCUGGAGUCAAGCGACGAAGACUUUUCGGCUGAAGAAUCUGAUAUCGACUCAGGCGGUGAAUCCUCCGUGUCUGAGUCCUCCGAGCUGGAGUCUGAAUCUGACUCCGAGUCAGAGGAUGAAGAGCUCCCAAGAAAGCAAAAGUCAAAAGCCAUCGACGUAUUUACCCCCCCAGGCGAAGGGAACAGGAAAACCAAGAACAGCAACCGUCGCAAGAAACUCCGUUCUCGACUGCAGAAGUUGAAAAGCCUGGGCGAGUUACCACCUGAAGCCAACUUUGAUGACCUCAAAAACUGGCAGGCAAAACAUGGCAAGGCACCACUGACAGAAGUGACGGACCUCGAAGAUAAGCGUACGCCGAGAACGAAAGAACAAUCGGAAAUCGAAAUCAAAAGACAGCAGUUACUUCGAGAUUUAGCAUCGGGUGGCAUUGACGUUGACGGUCAUUCUGAGAAGGAGAAUAUCCCACCACGAUAUAGAAAUGGGAAACAGAAGGUCGAUAUUCAAGAGUCUCCAGAGAAGAUCAAGGAUAGCCCAGCCACUACUGUCACACUGGACGUAGCAGUUGAGACCCCUGGGUCUGAUGAGCUGGCCAAAAUAAGUCCGAACGAAGCUAAAAGGCGGAAGCUUGAUCUCUCGAGCACCAAGCGCCUUCUCUUCGGGUCCUUGGGUGUUCGAACUCCUAAGACUAAAGAGGAUGAAGAAGCGCUGCGAACUAGGCUGGAUGCCUCUCGCACCAAGUCUGUUGCAUCUGAAAAAGCUGUUGCAUCUGAAAAAGCCGAGGAAGAAACUGUUGAAACCCAGGUUGAGAACGCGGACGUGGAUGAAUAUUGGCAACAGAAGAUCGUGCUCAGCGCAACGGAAUGCAUGUACGAUGACAUUGAACUUACAGCUCCUCCAUUCCCUUUCCAACAACGAUGGGACUCCGACGCAAACUAUGCUAUUCGGCAACGCAAGAAUAACAACAAUAAAAAGAACAAGAAGCGCAAACAACGCGACUGGCAGGAGGAGGAAGCGUACGAAGGCCACCAAGAUACUAGCCUGAACGACAACGGCGCAGAUGCGGACAUUACGUUGAACUACGACGACCCACCUAUUUCAGCUCAAGAAGAGAUGACAACCCAGAAGAACGAUCAAGAGAUCGGUGUAAAUGGCGAUGCAGACGACCUACCUGAACUACCAAGCGACAUCACUGUGAUGCCUGUUAUGACCGAAAAGGAAGUAAUGGCCGGCACUGUCAUUGCCUUCAAACAUUUAUUAAUGUCCAAGGCGACGAAUUGGCAACCACAAAUCUCCGAAUACAAAGUUGCCAAGGUCGACAGAAUCCAUGACAAUGGCACGUUAGACAUGACCCUUGCGAAACGUGAUCGAGAUGUUUCUGAGCAGACAGAGGUGGACGAGGACGGCGUGCGCAGAUACUCUGGCUUCGAAAUGCCGGACGACGACCACGAAGUCGAGGACGACGGGUUCCGGAGUGUGACAUUUGCGGAUUUGUUAGAGCCGAAGAUGAUCAAGGCGGCUGUUGUCAAGGAUAUCGAUCAGAGUCAGCAGAGUCAAAAGAAGGUGGCGUUGGCGAAUGGUGAUGGCAAUGACGAUGAACCAAGCCUUAGAUUAAGCCAUCCUCCAUUAUCCGUUCCUGUCAUAUCCGCUGGUAGCAAUGCAGCAUCUGUAGGCGAAGUCGAAGUCGAGGACGAAGCCGACGAACUACCUCCCCCCAUAGCACCCUCGUCGCAAACGCGCCUCGAAAUCUCACACAUGAUCCACGACGCCGGUUUUCGAUCCACAAUCGACUCCGAGCUUGGAAAUCAGCCGGCAUUACUAGAAACGCUCGAUGAUAAGCCGCGGGAAGACUCUGCGAUUGAAAUGCAGAGUGUUGCAAACGCCAAUGAUAAGGUCUCGGGCUCGAAUAGCGAAGAGUUUGCGUCGAGUCCGCCUGAUGUUGGAGAUCAGAUUGAUGGGACUGAGGAAAGCCAGGCCGUGGAUCAAGGAAAAAAUAUAGGGAUGGACAAUAUGGAUGAUGCUGGGUUUCGGAUGGAUGUCGAUGAUGACUUUGUGAUGGACGAUCAGAAUAGUCUGGCUGGUGAUGAGUCGGAUGAUGGGAUAUCGUUGCCACGGAAUGAUAUCGCAAAGAGGCAUGAAACUGAACUGCCUGCGAACGAAAAGGUCAGCUCGAAGGCAAGUGAAAAGUCGGAUGCACGACCAUCUCAACAGACUCCGUCGCAAAUAGUCAAACAGGAACCAGGUCGACAAGCCCAAACAGGUGAAGGAGAAGCCGAAAAAUCGUUUGUGAGCACUACAAUCCGGGCCAACACUCGUUCAUUCACGGAACCAGCUGUCCUCGACAACGGAAGCUAUGAGGAUGACGAUGACUAUGCACCUUCGGAAUAUUCGGAUGCAAAUUCCACAGUCCCUAAUCCGUUCUAUGAGCGAGACGUAGCAGCUACGAAAAAGGAGAAAGCCAAAGCCACAAACGAAGGACCUGCAUCUUUUCAACAAGCCCCUCCUUCUGCUGUUUCCAAUUGGCCGAGAAGAGAUGAUAUUCUGCCAUCUUCCAACAUGCCAAAGAGCAACCAAGAAGCCAAUAACGUGACCGAUUAUACUCCAGAGUCGGCCGAGAAGACUACCAACAAUAAAAUCGAUUUUGAUCUAGGCUUCCUCGAUGAUAACAGAGAAGAAAGCGAGGAUUCGGAUGUUGAUUUUCCUGAUAUUGAGGUGCUGUGGGCGUCUACUGCGCCGACACAGAAGGAGUUUCCUCCGAUUAAGUUGGAGAUGGAGUCGAGCCAGAUGCCGAACUCAACAGCUGAUCGUGAUGCGUCUUUGCCGCCAGUUCGUCGGUCGAGUGUUAAUGAAUCGUCUGCUAUUGAACCAGUGGCCGGUGUUGCGGAGGAUAUGCCUGCCGCUUCAAGAGAGAAGCAGCCGAAGCCAAGCCAACUGCCGGUGACCAGUGAACCGAGUUCAAGAAGAGAUAAUCAAGAGCUCGUCAACGGCGACAACAAUAAUAACGCUGAUGACCAAACAAAACCCUCCUCCCUCUUCCAUUCAGAUUUCCACUCCGCCGGAUCCCAGCAUGACACAAACGACAACGCAGACAUUAACCUCGACGAUACCAAUUACAACAACAAUUCCGACUCAGACGACCAAUACCAACACUCGGCUGACAAUAGCAGCCACCCCGACUUCCACCAACAGGAACAACAAGAAGAAUCCCAAGACCACUCCAUCCCCAUGGUUGAUCUGACCGUCUCCAGCCCGUUGAUAUCACCAGACGGUAGUGACGACGAAGACUUCGCGAAGUCGCAAGGUCUGCCUAGGGGUCCAGGGUGGGUGAAGAAGAAUGUUCCCGGUACUGGAAGGCAGACAAGGUCGUCGACUGGGGGCGGGAUUGUGUUGAGUUCGAGUUUGAGUCCGCCUCGACGGCGGAGGGGCGGGAGGUUGACUCAGUCGCAGUUUUGA
Talaromyces marneffei is the source of this 4494-nucleotide messenger RNA. RefSeq lists its product as uncharacterized. Bases 1 to 4494 code for a protein of 1497 amino acids. The transcript is spliced from 3 exons. Lineage: Eukaryota; Fungi; Ascomycota; Eurotiomycetes; Eurotiales; Trichocomaceae. The record is from RefSeq and is a predicted model, not a curated record.